AUGGUGCAAAAACUUCUGCUGCACAUCGCUUUAGCAGCAAGCCUCCUCUCAACGCAGCUGUCUGGUGCUACAGCUACAAAAACAAAAGAACAAGUGAAGAACAACUCAGGUGUGACCCCAGCUGGGAAGUGUGGCACCUGGUUAAAGGAGCCUGAUGGAGGGUGUUUCACCUCACCCAACUACCCUGAGAAAUACCCACCUGAGAGGGAGUGUGUCUACAUAAUAGAAGCAUCUCCUCGACAGAUCAUCGACUUAUUCUUCGAAGAGAAGUACUCCAUCGAACCUUCCUGGGAGUGCAAGUUUGACCACAUCGAGGUACGCGAUGGGCCCUUUGGUUUCUCGCCCAUCAUUGGUCGCUACUGUGGGCUGGAAAGUCCUGCGUACGUCCGGUCCAGCGGGAGGUACCUGUACAUCAAGUUUGUGGCUGAUGGUGAACUGGAGGCCAUUGGUUUUUCGGCCCGGUAUAAUUUCACACAAGAUCCGGAGUUCAAAGGGCUUGGAGCACUGCCAGCUCUGCCAUUCUGUAAUUUUGAGCUGAGCGGCCCAGAUGGCAUCAUAGAGUCGGUACAGAUAGCGAGGGACGCCAAUGUCCUGCAGACGGAGGCUGUGGACUGCAGGUGGUACAUCAAGGCUCCUCCCAGAGCUAAGAUCUACUUGCGCUUUCUGGAGUACGAGAUGCACAACUCGAAUGAGUGCAAGCGUAACUUUGUUGCCAUCUACGACGGCAGCAGUUCGGUCGAGCACCUGAAGAAUAAGUUCUGCUCCACGGUGGCCAACGAUGUCAUGCUGGUGUCCUCCGUGGGCGUGGUUAGGCUGUGGGCAGACGAGGGGAGCAGAAAAAGCAAAUUCAGGAUCCUCUUCACAACUUUCCACUCGCCUCCAUGUGAAAGCGACACUUUCUUUUGCCAUAGCAACAUGUGCAUCAACCACACACUGGUCUGCAACGGCAUUCAGAACUGUGUUUACCCCUGGGAUGAAAAUCACUGUAAAGAGCAGAGGAAAGCCAGCAUCCUGGACACGCUGGAUAACACAAACAUCGCCAUUAUUGCAGUGACCUGUGGUCUGGUUGUCAUCCUGCUCAUCAUCUCUUGCAUCAUCCAGAUCAAACAGCCUCGAAAGAAAUACAUUAUCCGCAGGGAUGACUUUGACCCUGCACUCAUCCAUCCCGGUUUCGAGCCUCCACACUACGAGCUCUGUACUCUGCGCCGUGACCCCUCCGGCGACCUGACCGACGCUGCCCUGGCUGAGGACUUUGAGAAGUUCCACAAGCUCCGCCGCUCAUCAAGCAAAUGCAUUCGUGACCACCAUUGUGGCUCCCAGCAGGGGAGCAUGCACGGCAGUGUACAUGGAAGCCGCAGCAACCUAAGCAUGAGGGAUGGCAACAUUGCCGGUGACGGGGGGGCUCAUGUGCCGCCAUUGCCACCAGUGAUGCCAAGCCAACAGUCGCCGCACCUCUCCCACCACCACACCCCUGCAGGUCAACGCAGCAUCCUAGUGAUGAAGCAUAGCUACUCUCAGGACGGGGCAGACAGGUACCGACCGGAGGAGGAGGAUGAGUUGAUGAUGAAUGAUGGUCCCACCACCAGCCAGCACCACAUGCACCAUCAUCACACCCGCCAUGGCAUGUCAGGGCUGGAUCACACUGUCCACCGUACACUGUCUAAUGACUUUUGA
Messenger RNA from Pleuronectes platessa (European plaice), 1674 nucleotides. RefSeq names its product neuropilin and tolloid-like protein 1. NCBI's taxonomy places the organism in Eukaryota, Metazoa, Chordata, Actinopteri, Pleuronectiformes, Pleuronectidae. Gene Ontology annotation, molecular function: protein binding. Bases 1 to 1674 code for a protein of 557 amino acids. The transcript has 10 exons. The record is from RefSeq and is a predicted model, not a curated record.